Molecule: messenger RNA, 225 nt
Organism: Penicillium subrubescens
Lineage: Eukaryota; Fungi; Ascomycota; Eurotiomycetes; Eurotiales; Aspergillaceae
Exons: 3
Coding region: 1-225 (74 amino acids)
Source: RefSeq, a predicted model, not a curated record
AUGGAUUCUGCCCGCGACAACGGCAGAAGUGACUUUGAGAUUUUUAAUGACCCAGACGCGGCUCCAGCACCGGAGCGCGAUGUACAUGAGAUUGAAGAUAGUAUUGCAAGUUAUAUCGCCUCCACCACACCGAAAGACCUAUUCCCGCAUCGUCCAGGUUCGGCGGUUGAUUUCCUUGCUGCUCAAGUUACGCUUUGCACGAGAACGGACCCUGAUGGUGACUGA